Molecule: messenger RNA, 477 nt
Organism: Wickerhamiella sorbophila
Lineage: Eukaryota; Fungi; Ascomycota; Dipodascomycetes; Dipodascales; Trichomonascaceae
Product: SUMO-conjugating enzyme UBC9
Exons: 1
Coding region: 1-477 (158 amino acids)
Biological process (GO): protein sumoylation
Cellular component (GO): nucleus
Molecular function (GO): SUMO conjugating enzyme activity
Source: RefSeq, a predicted model, not a curated record
AUGAGCAGCUUGUGUUUAUCUAGACUGCAGCAAGAGCGUAAGAACUGGCGCAAGGAUCAUCCGUUUGGGUUCUCUGCCAAGCCGGUCAAGGACGAGAAGGGUGGGCUCAACCUCCAAGUGUGGCAAGCCCGCAUUCCCGGCAAAAAGGGCACCCAGUGGGAAGGAGGUGUGUACCCGGUGGUCUUGGAGUUCCCUCAAGAGUACCCCACUCGGCCCCCCAAGUGCAAGUUUGACCAGGGAUUCUACCACCCCAAUGUUUAUCCCUCAGGCACGGUCUGUCUGUCUCUGCUCAACGAAUCACAGGAUUGGCGUCCAGCAAUUACGGUUCGUCAGAUUGUGCUGGGCAUUCAGGCUCUUUUGGACGAGCCCAAUAUCCAUUCCCCGGCUCAGACCACUGCAUACAACCAUUACAAAAGCCAUCCUGAUGCGUAUAAACGGAUGGUAGCUGAGCAGGUUAAAAAGUACGCCGAUUACUAG